UGUUAGGAGAGUAUUGAUUUCGUGAGCGCACUCCAAUUGGCAGCAUCUCCACUACAGCGCCGGCGCGUCAUCCUCGGUUCACAUCGACGGAACGAGUUGUAAGCAAAUGAGAACAUGUGUGGGAUCUGAGAGAGUGAGAAAAGGCAAGGGGGGAUAGAGGGGAGCAAGAGGAGGUGUGAUAAAAGACUAUUUUAUCAGCCUGACAAGUGGAUACGAAAUUUUGAUCGCUGGACUAUUUUUUUUCUUCUUUAUGUUUUCCAGACUGGGGAAUUUAUCGAUUCGUCACAUGCGCACGCCUCUUCAUUAUAAUUGCAGACAGUUGGGUGCUGUUCAGGCUGAAUGGACUUGAAUGUGCCGCUGCCAGCUUAAUCCGUGCAGACUGGAAGAUUUAAUAAUUCACGGUAAUCACGCAUUAUCGCCUCAGUGGAUGCUCUCAACACAGCUCUGGUGAUUUUUUUUCCUCCCCUUCUUUCCCCCCAUUCUUCCUGUUGUCUUCUGGAGGAUUUAUCGACGACUGCUUUGCAAAUAUGCUCCUUAUCUGAAAUAUCAUCUGUUGCUGCAACUGGAUUGAAAAGCCCCCAUGUCUGGCUCUGACACGCGUUUGAGCUUCACCGCUCUGAGGUGAUGUGGACUGUUGAAUAAGAAGCGUUUUUUAAUCACGGCUUGAUAUUUUCACUCCAGGUAAAAUGGACGAAGAAUUAUUAUUACUUUUAUUACUUCUCUUGUCUCUACACGCGAGGCUGUGAUUCUGCUUGUGUUCAUCAUGAUCCUUUUACUCUGCUGAAUUGCCUCUUAUUGAUUCGGACUGUAAGCUUAAUAGCAGUAUUACAAGGCGAAUUUCAACGUGAAGUGAGACUGAAGACAGUUGGAUACGCGGAUCGUGGAGGUAUUUCCCUCCCCUUGCUCUCCCGUUUGAUUUAUUCCAUUUCUCCCAACUGAAGGGUAAAUGUUGAUGAUGGAGGACGACGAAUUAGACGCUCAUCAGGUUGAUUCGGAUUUCGAGCCGCAGAGCCGGCCUCGCUCGUGCACCUGGCCGCUGCCAUGCCCGGAGGAUUUCCCCGGUGGGCACGAGGUCAGCGGGGGUCUUCCACUGGCCAACAUCAAGGUGGAACCGGAGGACGUCCCGGCUUGCAUAGCGGGGCUCGUGGGCGGAACGCCGGGAGAGCUGAAGCAUCCAGCCGGCGCCCCGGCACCCACAGGCGCGACGCACCCAUGCCUGGCUGGCGCGGCGCUCGAUGUGACCGGACCGCUGCGCAAAGCCAAAUCCUCGCGGCGGAACGCGUGGGGGAACCAGUCCUACGCGGAUCUCAUUACCCGCGCCAUCGAGAGCACCCCAGAAAAGAGACUCACGCUGUCACAGAUAUACGACUGGAUGGUCCGUUAUGUGCCCUAUUUCAAGGAUAAGGGCGACAGUAAUAGCUCAGCUGGCUGGAAGAACUCCAUCCGACACAACCUAUCCCUCCACACACGUUUUAUCAGGGUGCAGAAUGAGGGAACAGGGAAGAGUUCUUGGUGGAUGCUGAACCCAGAUGGAGGCAAGAUGGGCAAGGCUCCCCGCCGGCGAGCAGUCUCCAUGGACAACAGCACCAAAUACCUUAAAAGCAAAGGCCGCGUCAGAGGAAAGAGGGUUGGCCGUCCUGGGAUAGGAGCAGGGGCUGUUGUUGUUGGGCUCCAAGGCUCCCCCGACCACAGCAGCCCACCACGGAAAGGCCUCCCCGGAGCUGGAGCUGCAACUGGGACAGAUGGAGAGUUUGAUGCUUGGACAGAUCUCCAUUCCAGGGCGAGUUCUUCAGCCUCCACACUCAGUGGGCGUCUGUCACCCAUCCUUGCAGAGGGAGAGCCUGAAGAACCAGAGGAGGGCGGUCUGUCCUGUUCCACCUCCCCCCACCUCUACCCCUCACCGACCAGUGCCCGCUCUCCGUCCAUGGGGGCAGGGAAUCGCUGUCCUCCCCUUGAGCAGCUGCCUCAGCUGGCCAACCUGACAGGUGCAAUCAGCCUGGAUGAACAGCUGAUGGAGGAUAGUUAUCAUCACCAUCACCCAUCACAGCAGCAACACCAGCAGCAUCCAGCUGUUGGCAGACAUAAGCACCAAACCCCUGUCUACCACUACAACUCUGGAGUGAAGGGACAGAGCCCCUACGGUGCAGGCGUCUAUGGUGCUACAGGCAUGGGGAUGCUGCGCCACCACUCACCCAUGCAGACCAUUCAGGAGAACAAGCCAGCAAGUUUCUCUGGAACCAUGCGGGCAUACUCCAGCACCAACGCCCUGCAGAGUCUGCUAACAGGUGGUCCAGCUAGGCAGCAAUACUGUUCCAAGGACAUGAUGCUGGGACAGGAGAGGGAAAGCCACCCUAUGAUGGCUCAAGCUAGUAAUGGAGUGGGCUCCAACCAUCACAGCCACCACCCUGGCCACCACAAUGGCCACAGCCACAAUGGACCUCAUAGUCACAGCUCAGCUCAUAGCCAUAACAGAACUCACAGCCAUACUAGUAGUCAUAAUCACAACAAUGUCACCAACCACAACCACAACUCACCUCACAGCCUCGCUCACAACGGUCACAACCUCAGCCAGAGCCAUAACCACACACCGCCCCGGGCUGUGGCCCUCAUCCCACGUGGCAACAGCAAUCAGUUGCAAACCUACAACCACAAAGCUCCUUACCUGUACAGCCCCCCAUCACAUGCCCACCUCCCUGCCUCCACCACCCUCCCCCCAAACCCAGCAGGCAUGCUUGGCAUGCCCCAGGACUCCUGCCAUGUGGCCACUGCCCCGCACCCCCGUCACAACCAUUACCCAGACCCACAACACCAAGGCAUGACUAACGGACCAUAUCACCAUGGCCAGGGGAUGGGGAAUGGUAGUGUUGGGAGCAACUACCAUGGCUAUCACCAACCUCACCUCCCCGAGAGACUACCAGCUGACCUGGACAUUGACAUGUUCCACGGUAGCUUGGACUGCGAUGUGGAGUCCAUCCUCCUCCAUGACAUUAUGGACUCUGGGGAGGAGAUGGACUUUAACUUUGACUGCUCCCUAGCGCAAGGGGUGGGCAUUGGCAUGGGUAUGGGCAUGGGUGUGACCAUGGGCAUGGGGAUGGGAAUGAGUGGUCUGACUGGUCCACAGCAAGCCCACAGCAACCAGAGCUGGGUGCCUGGCUGAAGUCAAGGACAACACAUCCUGUCCUCUGAACUAAAAGAACUACCCUACCCAUGAAGCACUGUGCUCAACUGUGACAUUCCUGACUUGACACAGAGACUAUAGGACCAACACUCUCGUCUCGCUUUGUUGUCUUGACAAUUCUUCUGUCACCCUCUCCUCUUUUGAUUUCCCUUCCCUCCCCGAGAGAUCUAGUUCAUGUCACAUUAGGUUUUUCUUCAUAUCAGCUAUACUGUGAUGACAAUCUCUCAGCUGUGUUCGCCCAACAUCGCUUCUCAUCUACCAUGAGAACUGAACUCUCAAUGCACUUUAUUGCAAGUGGGUCACAUCUCGCAGUGCCAGGCGUUCACAGAGCAGCUCAGACAGAACUUGGCAUAUUUUGUAAGGUGACUGCGGUAUUUGACAGCAACAAAUGAGGAAAUUACAAGCUUCGUUGAUAAAGUGUCACAUCUUGGCAUUGAAAUAAAAUUGGACUUCUUUUCUAAUAUGCUGUCAUUGUCAGUGGUGGGGACUUUUUUUGCAUUAAGUCCUUAGUUGCUAUGUGAUUAGAUGAUUGGUUUUUUAAGUUCAGCGUUAGCUCAGAAGCUUAGACAUUGCCUGUUUCUUAUCACUCACCUUACCAUUUUUUGAAAAAGUGAAUUAUUCAAAAUUGUUAAAUUUAACCCUGAUUUGACACUGGUUUUAAUGUAAAUAUAGUAUAUUUACAUAGAGAUCUGAUCUAAAACCAAUUUACCACUUUAAAGGGAUAGUUUGGAUUUAUUGAAGUCGGGCUGUAUGAGGUACUUAUCCUUAGUCAGUGUAUUACCCACAGCAGAUGGCACGGAAGCUAAGCAAUGUACUGCUAUGGAGGGGGGCAGCAGCAUAACGUAUUUUAGCUACCUAAAAAUAUCUACAAUAGUUUAAGUGUACACUAUAUUGAGGGUAUUGUUACUGCUUUACCUUUCUGUCAGACAGUCCACACAGAUGGGGAAGUCGUUAUUUGCCUCAGUCUACGCGCUUGGCAAAGCCACCAGACUCCACUAAAAAAAAACAGUAAUUUUUGCUCACUGAACAAGGGAGCUGCUGAUCAGUCGGUUAGUUAAGUUUGUGUUAUUGUGUGACUUUGAUGAAUCUAAACUAACCUUUUUAAAAGCCAAAGUCACACAAUAGCAAAAACAAACUAACAGGCCAAGGCAGCAGCAGACCAGAAGCUCCUGUGUUCAAUGAUGUUCAACGAGAGCUUCAGUUUCUCGUUGGAAGUCAUCUGACGAAAGGGUAAAAUAGUGAAAAUAUUUUUAGCAUGUUGUUCACUUACAUUGUUUUUUUGAGGCCUUUAUUUGAUAGGCAGCCUCAGGGUGAAAGGGAAAGAGAGAGGGGACAUGCAGCAAAGGGCCACAGGUUGGGCGUAGCUUUGGUACAUGUGGUGCCCGAGGUUGCUGACUCCUCCACAGCAGUUCAUUGCUUAGCUUCCAUGUAAGGACUCAUGUACGCUCAGUGUUAGAUAUGGAGACAGACAGAGCCUUCUGUCCGUACUCUGACUUCAGUUCGUCUGUCUUUGUGCACGUUUUUUGAAAGCUUACAGAUACGGACGAAAUGCAGUACCACCAGAGAUUAUGGAGGCAGGGUAGCGUAGAUCAAGCAAGAUACGACAAUGAAGAAAUUUGAAUAACGGCGGAACCGAACAACGUUGCCUCAGUUUAAAGGCACAAUUAUUACAACCUCCUCCACCAUUGCCUCAUUUGUUGUUGUGUGAAAUUUUUGACUCUGCCAUCUUGGCUGUCUUUAUACCAUCAUAAACGACGCAUGGAAGUAUGAGGGCAGUAACGUUUGAAACAGAUGUAUCUACUGUCGUACGUAAAGGGAGUAUAAAUGAGUCUACAUGCUUCCCUAAAGUGGGAAGGUAAAACACUGACUAUGGAUAAGUACCUUAUGCAACCCCACCUCAAAAGAUCCGAACUGUCCUUUCACUAAUGAUGAAAUUCACAUGCUCAUCAGAUCCAACUAAUUAUCUUAAACCAGCGGUCCUGUUAUUUAAAGCUACAUGCAUUUAGUCCUUGGCGCACUUUUAUCUUGGAUGUCACAUUUUGUCAGUGCCCUUUUGUCACCGGUUGGAAAAUAUUGUCACUACAUCGUAAAAUGGAUUCCAUCAUUACUGGCUAGCAUGCAAUUUGGUGAAUUAAAACGUCGUAUCACCUUGUCUCACCUGGGCUUCUCGUGCCAGUUUCUCUCCCUCUCUCUGCCUGCCAGUGGAGACAAAGUGACCAUUCCUCACACCGAGCCAUUAAUGUGGCUUGAUUGAAAUUCAGCAUCUUGUUUUUAAUCUCCAAAGUGAUGCGGCAGCGAUGCGUCAUUAUUGAGAAUCUAACGCGUUGUCCUCCCAUCUCUCACCCCGGCCAUCCGGGCAGCCGCUCGCCUCCGCGACUUAAUGUGCCAAGAAAGCGAGACAAAACUGUGAUUAACGCCAAGUCACUCUGCCUGCUGUCCUGCUCUGAGAAGGGCCAAUGUCACUGUCCGCUUGCCUGCUCACAGAGGGUACAAAUAGGAAAAGAUGGAGACAAGGAUAGAACAAAAGCCUGUUGUUGCAGUGGGAUCAAUCAUCAGCCUCAGUUUCCAUACUCUUUGGGUGUGUGUGUCUGAAAACAGGUAGUGUAUUCGUAUUGUAAACCAUCUCCAUCCUCUAUAUUUUGUAUUCCCCUGUUGCCAUGUUUUCAGUGCUUAUACCCUGAGCUUCAAAUACUCAAAUAGGUGCAAAGGGAGCGAUUUGAGGAGAAACAAUCAGCCAAUCUGAGUGGCAUGAGUCUAUGUCAGACAGGGUUGUAAUGCCCCACAGCCAUCCACAUCCACUUUUCGUGUGUUUAUUCUGUUGUCUUGUAGUUGUUGUUGUAUUGUUGAAAUUCUAAGGACCAACGAGGACAGCACUGAAAUACCCACAGUGUAAGGAUGGAAUUCAAUGGUGAAAUGUUGGUAGUCCAGUAUGACCUUCCUAAUACCGUGCACCCCACCCACACUUGCUCUGCUCAAUUGUCUCUGUUUGUGAGUGGGGGAGUCUGAAGCUUGUUUCUCACCGGCCUUUAGACGAGAGAAAGAAGACCGCUCUUCUCUCGUUCCCUGAGGGAGACUCUCUGCGCUUGGUCUGCACCGAGUACGGCACACAAAGGAAAAGAUGGGGGGUAAGGGUGGGGUGGGGGUUAUUGUUACAGCCAAAGGUCAAGCACGGCACAGACUAUCAGACCCGUAAUUGAGGUAAAUACCUUUAUUUCAGGGCUUUUAGUCGCGUUCCAGCUAAUCUCCGUGUAGAAAAUGUGUGGAAUUUUCUAAGCAAAAUGGGCCUCACAAAGCAGUUACAUUAUAACCUAUGCUACAGACAUUUAGCAAUGCCCUGCUAUUGGAAAGAGAGCUAUAUAUGAUGUCUAAUUUUCCUAUAUUUAUUUAUGAAAGAGAUUGGUCUUUGUCACUCCUCAAUGUGGUAGUUGUUUGAGUCAACUCCUAUCCCCCAUCCUCUUUUUUUCUCCUCUCUGUUUUUUAAGAUGUCCUUCUCCCUUUGCCCUUUUACUGACUUUUAUUUUGUACAAAAUCUAUAUAUUAAGAAUAUUGUAUAAUAGUUUUUAAAAUCUCAAAAAUAAUAUCAGUUUUGUUGUCUAUUUCUUUUUUAAGAGAAUGUAUCUCAUCAU
Epinephelus lanceolatus (giant grouper) is the source of this 6804-nucleotide messenger RNA. RefSeq names its product forkhead box protein O6-like. Gene Ontology annotation, cellular component: nucleus. Gene Ontology annotation, biological process: regulation of transcription by RNA polymerase II. Lineage: Eukaryota; Metazoa; Chordata; Actinopteri; Perciformes; Serranidae. The record is from RefSeq and is a predicted model, not a curated record. Gene Ontology annotation, molecular function: DNA-binding transcription factor activity, RNA polymerase II-specific; RNA polymerase II cis-regulatory region sequence-specific DNA binding.